Suncus etruscus (white-toothed pygmy shrew) is the source of this 4736-nucleotide messenger RNA. RefSeq names its product phosphatidylinositol-5-phosphate 4-kinase type 2 beta (gene PIP4K2B). The transcript has 10 exons. The coding region runs from base 123 to 1373 and encodes 416 amino acids. Gene Ontology annotation, molecular function: phosphatidylinositol kinase activity. The record is from RefSeq and is a predicted model, not a curated record. Gene Ontology annotation, biological process: phosphatidylinositol metabolic process. NCBI's taxonomy places the organism in Eukaryota, Metazoa, Chordata, Mammalia, Eulipotyphla, Soricidae.
UGGCGUGCUGAGCCGCGGGGGUGGGCGCGAUCGGUGCGGGGGAGGCCUGGGGCCGCUGGGCUGGGGCGCCGUGUCGGCCGCCCCCUGUCGCCUCCGUCGCCGCCGCCGCCGCCGCCCCGGGCAUGUCGUCCAACUGCACCAGCACCACGGCGGUGGCGGUGGCGCCGCUCAGCGCCAGCAAGACCAAGACCAAGAAGAAGCAUUUCGUGUGCCAGAAAGUGAAGCUGUUCCGGGCCAGCGAGCCGAUCCUCAGCGUCCUCAUGUGGGGGGUGAACCACACGAUCAAUGAGCUGAGCAAUGUCCCUGUCCCUGUCAUGUUAAUGCCAGAUGACUUCAAAGCAUACAGCAAGAUCAAGGUGGACAAUCAUCUCUUCAACAAGGAGAAUCUCCCCAGCCGCUUUAAGUUUAAGGAGUACUGCCCCAUGGUGUUCAGAAAUCUCCGGGAGCGAUUUGGGAUCGAUGAUCAGGACUACCAGAACUCGGUGACACGUAGUGCCCCGAUCAACAGUGACAGCCAGGGCCGGUGUGGCACACGCUUCCUCACCACCUAUGACCGGCGCUUUGUCAUCAAGACUGUGUCCAGUGAGGAUGUGGCCGAGAUGCACAACAUCCUCAAGAAAUACCACCAGUUCAUCGUGGAGUGUCAUGGCAGCACACUCUUGCCACAGUUCCUGGGCAUGUACCGCCUGACUGUGGAUGGCGUGGAAACCUACAUGGUGGUCACCAGAAAUGUGUUCAGCCACCGACUCACUGUCCACCGCAAGUAUGACCUCAAGGGUUCCACUGUUGCCCGAGAAGCCAGCGACAAGGAGAAGGCCAAGGACUUGCCAACAUUUAAAGACAACGACUUCCUCAACGAAGGGCAGAAGCUGCACGUGGGAGAGGAGAGUAAAAAGAACUUUCUGGAAAAACUGAAACGGGAUGUAGAGUUCCUGGCACAGCUGAAGAUCAUGGACUACAGCCUGCUGGUGGGCAUCCACGAUGUGGACCGGGCCGAGCAAGAGGAGAUGGAAGUGGAGGAGCGGGCAGAGGAGGAGGAGAGCGAGAAUGACGGCAUGGGUGGGAACCCGCUCUGUUCCUACGGCACCCCGCCGGACAGCCCAGGCAACCUCCUCAGCUUCCCACGUUUCUUCGGGCCUGGGGAAUUUGACCCUUCUGUCGACGUCUACGCCAUGAAAAGCCAUGAAAAAGCCCCCAAGAAGGAGGUCUACUUCAUGGCCAUCAUUGACAUCCUCACGCUCUAUGAUGCGAAGAAGAAAGCCGCUCACGCAGCUAAGACAGUGAAGCACGGGGCAGGGGCUGAGAUCUCGACCGUGAACCCCGAGCAGUACUCCAAACGCUUCAACGAGUUCAUGUCCAACAUCCUGACGUAGUUACCUUAGGCCUUCAGCCAGAGCCAGAGACCCAGAUGUGGAGUCAGGGACUGAGGAGGGAGAGGGUGUCCUGGGGUUCAACAGGGCGGGGAGGGCUGACACAAGUGUCCACGCGCUAACAGGGUGUGGCCUCGACUUCUGCUUUUCCCAAGACUUUGCUCCCCAUUUGACCCAGGUUCAAAAGGGGUUUUCCUUUAUUACCUUGUAACCUUCUACAAUCCCUUAGGGCUGGAGAUGAUUUUGUGGGUUUAUCGGGUUUUGUUUCUGAAAUCUCAUUGCUCCAGGUUUGCUAUUUAUAAUGAUGUAUGUCAUCACCUUCUCCACCUCCCAUCCCCAACCUGCUGUCAGCUCCCUCAAUUAAAGAGGCACCCCAGGGACCCAGCUUAGGGUCCUCUCAGAACAAAGCGCUGAUGCCAAUGAGGAGACAGAGGCCUCAGCCUGUGGUCUGGUCUUGGGACUGGCCUUUCAGUGGCAAGAGAGGCCCCCGUGUGUCCCCCUCUUGCCUCAGAGCCAGUGAACCAUUGGGGGCCAGAGCCUCCCUCCCUGCGCUUCUCUCCCAAAGGAUCACUCCAGACCAGCGCAGCAUCUUAGAGCAUCGUGAGCUCAGAGGGGAGACUUCAUCCUCAAGGGAUGGUGGGGGAUGGCCCUGGAGUAUCCAGACAGCCGCUUCUCAGAGAAUCCCGUGAUGGGCUUCAAGCUGCGGCCUGUUCCUCCAUAAAAGCCUGCUUUCCCUGGUGACCGAGAAACCAAAGCCCCUGGCUGGAACAGGACUGAGGAAUUAACGGCUACUUCCCUUUGUAAAGCCCCUGAAAGUGGAGUUUCUUGUGCCUCCAUUUACUUCUGACCUUCUCUUGGACACCUUCACUGGUUGAUGAGCUUUUUGUGGGGGCAGAUCUCCACAACUUGGGGUGCUCCUUGCAGAGAUACCUCUUGAAGCCCAGGGCUCCGUGUAAACACUCCUGCUCCCCGUGCCUGUGGACACUUAUCCAAAUGGUUGUGGGCAGCAGGGAGUAGUGCUCCUGCCCCUCAUCUGGCAUCACCUGUCAGUUUGGAAGCUCCAGCUGCAAUUCUACCUGGCUGCAGCCUCAGGCUCCAGGUUCUGAGCAGAUGUGCGCCCCCUAUCCCCACGUGCACUCCCACAGGAGGGGCCUCUGGAGCUUUUUCCACCCCAUUCUGAGCCUACCCCAAUGCCUCAGAUUUGAGAGCAGUCUGGUCUGGCUCAGAGGAAACACUCUUACUCCACCUAGGGGGAGGUACAUGCCUGCACCGUCUCACCCUUCUCCAGGCACGGGGCCAGACAUACUAAAACUUGUAGAAGAACAUGUGUGGAACCUGAGUGAACGGAUUGCUUUCCCGUGCCUCUCACCAAGUCUGGCCAAAUUUAACUCCUGGAGCAGGAGUCCACCGCAUCUCUGUCUUACCUGCGACCUCCAGUGGGAGGAAUGGAGGAUGUUCCUGGGCUCUACCAGGGCUCUCUGCACCCUUCUGGAAGAGGCAGAGAACGUGUUCCGUGCUCAGGAAGGGGCCGCCAGAGUCUGAAUGACGGUAGCAAGACCACCAAGCAAACUGGGAAAGAAUUUAGGCCUUGGUGGUGCCCAACAGGAACAGGUGUGACUUCGGGAGGGAGUCGUCAGACACUUGGACUUAGUUUCCCCACCUCGUAAUCAAGAAUGGACAUUUGGAUCUGCCCGAGCUGGGCUGGCCUGUGGCUCCCACAGCGCUGGGCUCUCCGGUCUCCUGUAUUGGGUCUGUGGAUCAUGCUGCCAUAUUGUACGAAACAGAACCAUCAGUGAUGUGGUUAGAGGAACUGUUGACUCUCUGACUUCUUUAACAUUGUUUUUGUUUCCGUGGUUGGCUGGUUUUAGUAUAUUGUUUACAUUCUGUGAGGUAGCAUUCUGUCUCAAAACACUCUUUAUUUUUUCCCUAACAGUAUUGUUGUUUGGGCCUGAACAUUGAGCUGUGAUUUGGUGGGUUCAGUUUUUCUUUUUUUAAGGUCAUUUCUUCAAGCCCAUGGGUUUGACCUGCUACUUCCUUAAGCAUUCUAAUGUUUAAAGGCUAUUUAUCUUGGUUUGUACAAGUUUUCUCUCUUUUUGUAAUGGUGAAGAUGCUAUAUUGGAUUUGCAGACUGAGUGUAGAGAAACUGAGCUCGCCUCUUUGCCCCCUCCUUUUCUUCCCUCCACAUAGGAGGGGAAGGGACAACCCUCAGCCUCGCUCCGUGGAGCCAAGAAAUUAAACAUCACCCUGGAAUCGUUCAAGGUCUCCUAAAAACAAAGCUGUAGGAAUAAAACAUGGCUGGGCAGGGAGAGUGGAGGCCAAGGCCCGGAUACCUCUGCCCCGUCCCUGCCCCCCACCCCCAAAAGCCUGUGGCCAGAAAACUGCUGUCACAGGCUGAGCCAAAUCAAGGCCCUGCAAACUCCACUGAAACCACUAGAUGAACCACUGAGUCAGUCUUUUCUCUCCUUCCCUGUCUUUCCAGGGGCCCCAGGGGCCAGGAGCGCCUUCUCUCCUUCUCUAGCUCAGGGGUUAUGGUCUGUGGCAUGUGCCAUGAGUUGCCCCUAGGGCUGUUCUCAGUGGCAUUAAGUUCCCACCACAGGCAGCUCUUCUCACCCCUCGCCUACUUCUCUUUUCCUCUGGCCUGUGCUUUAGGCCUCACAAGGUAUCCUGACAGUGCUCAGGGGCUGUCCCUCCUCACCCAACCCAGGGUCUGAAACCCAGGAAUUUUCUCAGUAGCCAGUCCCACCCACAUCCCCACUUGUCUGUUUACCAAUUCAUGAUGGAAGAGGAAAAAAAAGAGAUUCCCAAGUGCUGGGACCUCAUCUCUUUUUGGUGAGAUUGGGGGUGGGGGAGGGUUCAGCUUGAGCACAGGAAUUAAAGGGAAAAUACAUAUAGCUGUCCCCCAGUCUACCAGCCAGCUAUAGGGCAGGGUGGGAGAUGCCUGUAGCAAUCCUCCAAGAUGUGCUGUUCCAGGGGCUUGUGCUGAGAUCCUCUGGAGGCUGGGGAGGAAGCUUCUAGGAAAUCUUCCCUUGCUCAAAGCCUUGAUGUGAGGAGUUUGGGAACCUUAGGAAGAGGCCAGGCGCUGCUCCACACCCCCAAGCAUCAGGUCCAAUCAUUGCAAUCAAAAAAUGUGAAUGAGUUGAGUCAACUUUUUCGCGAGGGGGGGGCAGAAUAAACACCCCACCAUUUGUGUGUGACUUCUUGAUCUCCCACUGCAGUUUCCAUUUUUUAAAUAGGAAUUUUCAACCCCCCGUGCUUGUCUAAUGUCUGCUCGGACAGUUCGAGACCCUGUUCCUGUUUUAAAUGCAUGCGUGUUAAGAUGACUCUCAACCCAAGGAAAAGAAUAAAACUCAAAAGGCUUUGUGUACA